CUUGUGCGUCCAUUCCUGCGAACGCUGCCGCUGCCGGACCGGCCAUGGACGAUACCCUGUUCCAGUUGAAGUUCACGGCAAAGCAGCUGGAGAAGCUGGCCAAGAAGGCAGAGAAGGACUCCAAGGCGGAGCAGGCCAAAGUGAAGAAGGCCCUUCAGCAGAAGAACGUGGAGUGUGCACGUGUGUAUGCCGAGAAUGCCAUCCGCAAGAAGAAUGAAGGUGUGAACUGGCUCCGCAUGGCAUCCCGCGUGGACGCAGUGGCCUCCAAGGUGCAGACGGCCGUGACCAUGAAGGGGGUGACCAAGAACAUGGCGCAGGUGACCAAAGCCCUGGACAGGGCGCUGAGCACCAUGGACUUGCAGAAGGUCUCUGCGGUGAUGGACAGGUUUGAGCAGCAGGUGCAGAACCUGGAUGUGCACACAUCGGUAAUGGAGGACUCCAUGAGCUCGGCCACCACGCUGACCACGCCGCAGGAGCAGGUGGACAGCCUCAUCGUGCAGAUCGCUGAGGAGAAUGGCCUGGAGGUCUUGGACCAGCUCAGCCAGCUGCCCGAGGGCGCCUCUGCCGUGGGCGAGAGCUCCGUGCGCAGCCAGGAGGACCAGCUGUCUCGGAGGUUGGCCGCCUUGAGAAACUAGCCGAGCCCUCCUGCAGGGCCCUGCUUCCCUGGCCGUGACGUGCAGGAAGGGCCGGGGAGGAGGGCUCCAUCUCUCUCCCCAUGCCUCUUGCCUUUCUGCACACCCUGCAGCGUGGCCCUCCCUCCAGGCCUGGGAAUUGUCCCUCUUAGCGUAGACGGUGGCUCUGUGUCCUGGUGGGUGAGUUUGCACAACCUUCUGACUUCUGUGGGUUAUUUCUGUGACUCCGGGCCGGCCAGCUCGGGGUUCUGCAGGCCCCCCUCCGCACCCCCACCCUCUGAGAUGUUGACGGGGACCGAACAGUGGACGUCGUGUGGGCCAUGGGGGCCUUCAGACUCCGGGUAACGGCAGAUGUGCUCCUAGUGGUCAGCCAGUGGGCGUCAGGGCUUCUUCCUGCUGCCAGGCACCUGGAGGCCAGCUGGCUGAGCCCCACCUGGGAUCCCUGGCGUCAGGCGCCAUGCUCCACGUCCAGGCACGCCCACCCAGGGGGCCCCCAUCCUCGUU
This is a messenger RNA of Odobenus rosmarus divergens (Pacific walrus), 1136 nucleotides long. RefSeq names its product charged multivesicular body protein 1A (gene CHMP1A). The transcript is spliced from 7 exons. Gene Ontology annotation, cellular component: multivesicular body; ESCRT III complex. The record is from RefSeq and is a predicted model, not a curated record. Lineage: Eukaryota; Metazoa; Chordata; Mammalia; Carnivora; Odobenidae. Bases 45 to 635 code for a protein of 196 amino acids. Gene Ontology annotation, biological process: protein transport; late endosome to vacuole transport; endosome transport via multivesicular body sorting pathway.